Messenger RNA from Westerdykella ornata, 717 nucleotides. RefSeq lists its product as uncharacterized. Gene Ontology annotation, biological process: mRNA export from nucleus; positive regulation of DNA-templated transcription, elongation. Gene Ontology annotation, cellular component: THO complex part of transcription export complex. Gene Ontology annotation, molecular function: mRNA binding. The transcript has 2 exons. Lineage: Eukaryota; Fungi; Ascomycota; Dothideomycetes; Pleosporales; Sporormiaceae. The coding region runs from base 1 to 717 and encodes 238 amino acids. The record is from RefSeq and is a predicted model, not a curated record.
AUGGCGGUUGAAUCCCCCGCAACGGCCUCCAAUGGCCACCAAGCCCUCGCAGCUAUACCUCAAACCAACUUCGAGAGCCACUUCCAGACCGCGCACAACCUCCGCUUGUACCAGGAAAACCAGAAGCUCAAACAGAAAGUCAACGACCUGGUAGAAUACCAACUCGCAAACCCAAAAGUGGAGAAUCCAACCUCCCGCGCCGCCAUCGACCGCGAAAAGCAGAUCAUGGACCAGAUCGAGAUCAAACAAAAGGCCAUUGGCGCGCAACUGGCCGUUAUACGGACGCUGUUCCGCCAGAGCGUCAUGAAGGUCCGCGGGGAGAAGGCAAGGACGGCAGAGAGUAGGAAUGUCAAUGACGCGCUGAUUCUGCAGCUGCACAACCUCAAGUACGAGGAGCAGUCGUUGGCUUCCGAGAUCUCUGCUGCACAGAACUUUGACCACAAGUAUACCAAACUCCCGCUCAUUCCUGUUGAGGAAUUCCUCGAGCUGUUUCCCGACCACGCCAACUCCUCCGAAGACGACCUUAUGAAAGCGCGUAUCCAGCACGAGAAGGCGGCCCGCGAGAAGCUGGAAGAUGAGCGCCGGCACAAGCUGAAGCAGAAGCAGGCCCUCAUCGCGGAGGUGCAGAAACGGAAGGAAGGGUUGACGAAGUUGGAUAAGAUGCUGGAGGACUUUAUCGGGCAGGCGGCGCCUAUUCGGGAGAUGCUUAUGGAGUAG